AAGCGGCAUUCAUUGUGUGUGAGUGACAGAGCCCAAUUGUUUCGAUGGUGUGUCGAUGAGGUUAACCCGACAUUAAUUUCGAAACAAAUUCGGAUCAUUUUGAAGAUCAUAUUUUAUUAAAUUAUAUUGGGGAAUAUUAAUCAAAUUAUCCUCAAAAAAAACAAAAUAAUCAUGGCUGAUAGUGAUGAUGAUUAUGAUCGACGUCGUGGCCGUGAUAAAUUCCGGCGCGAAAGAAAUGAUUAUAAUGAUCGUAAUGUUAAUAAUCGUCGUGAUGAUUGGACACCUGAUAGUUGGUCAUCACAACGUGAUCGUAAUCAAAGUAGCGGCGGUGGUGGUCGACGUGAUUAUCGAGAUAAUUAUAAUUCCGGUCGUAUGAAUUAUUCUCGUAAUGAUCGUUAUAGUCCGGCUGAUCGUAAUGUAGGCGGUGAUAUGAGUCCACCAAUAAAACGUAUACGAUCUACUGGUGUGACAAGAGAUUGGGAUGAACGUUAUUCCAAUUAUGAUAGCGGUUAUGGUCAUGGUGUUAGUGUUGGUGUUGGUCAUCAUAAUAUUGGUAUUACACAUUAUCGAGAUAAUUAUGGCCAACAUGAUCGUGAACGUGAUGAUGAAUAUCAACCACCAAUGAUGACAUUUAAACAAUUUGUUAAUGAACAAGAUGAUCAUCUUGAUGUUGAAAUACUUAUUACAAAAUAUAAUGAUUAUAAAUGCGAUUUUAAACGUACACAGAUACAGGAAUUUUUUAAUCGUCAUAAAGAUGAAGAAUGGUUUCGAUGUAAAUAUUUUCCAGAUGAAAUGGAACGGCGAAAAACAAAAAUGCAACAAACGUAUCAAAAUCGAUUGAAUGUAUUUAUGGAAUUAUAUGAGAAAAAAUAUUUUGAUAAUGUUUCAUUGGAUGUGGAUAAAGCCGAACAGAUAAUCAAAGUAUUAGAUGCUGCUGUUAUUAAAAUGGAAGGUGGAAAUGAUUUUGAUUUGAAUGCACUUAACAAUGAAUUUGAUGAACAACAACAACAACAGAAAAAUACUGAUUCAAUUUUUGCUAUCGAUUCAUCAUCAACAACAAAAGCAUCAUUUACAACAACUACAACAGCAGCAGCAGCUACGAUUGGUUCAUCCGUUUCAUCAAGUGGUGGUGAUAAAACGAUUGAUGAUAAUGUAACCGCCAAUGAUAAUUGUAAUGUUGAUGAUAAUGAUAAUAAUGAUGCAAAAAUGCAUGAUGAAUCUGAUCAGAAAAAUAAUGAUGAUGAAGAAGAUAAAAUGAAUGCUGUGGAUGAAGAAAAACCAAUGAUCGAAGAUGGUGAAGCAUCACAAACACCUAAAACAAUGAUGGAUGAUCACGGUGAAAGUGGUGAUGGUGAAUUGAUUGAAGAAGGUGAAGAUGCAAGUAAAGAUGAUAUUGAUGAACAUCAACAACAACACAAUGAUUCCAAACAGCAGCAACAACAAUCACAGGAAAAGAAUGAAUCGGAAAAUUCUAAUGAAAAGAAACCGAGAGCUUUGCACAAAACUUGUUCAAUAUUUUUUCGCAAUAUAGCACCAUCGAUCACACGUCAAGAAAUUGAAGAUGAAUGUCGUAAAUUUCCAGGUUUUUUGCGUUUGGCAAUUUCUGAACCACAAAUGGAUCGACGAUUUAAUCGCCGUGGAUGGGCAACCUAUGAACGUACUGUUAAUAUUCGUGAAAUUUGUUGGAAUCUUAACAAUGUUAAAAUUCGUGGUACUGAACUUAGUCCGAUUGUUAAUCGUGAUCUAACUAGACGUAUUCGAUCAAUCAAUGGAAUAUCAUCGGAUAAAACAGUUGUACGUGCUGAUAUUCGACAUGCGGCAAAAUUAAUUAUGAAACUUGAUCAACAAAAAAAAUUAUGGGAAGAAACUGAAGAUGAAGCCAACAAUAAUGAACCACGAAAUGGAUCGACAAAUACUUUAUCCACACCAUCACGUAAUCCAUUGAUGAAAAAUAUUACCGAUUAUUUGAUUGAAGAAGCAUCGGCUGAAGAAGCUGAAUUAUUGGGUACAUCAGUAGAAGAUCCGGCAAUCUCUUCGGCCGAAAUUGGUGAAUCUGGCGAAACUAAUGGCAAUUCAACAUCUUGCACAAAUGAUGGUACACAAUUAGAAAGAGAUGAAGAAUUGAUCAAAGUUCUUGAUCGUCUUUUGUUUUAUCUACGUAUCGUACAUUCGAUUGAUUAUUAUAAUCAUUGUGACUAUGCCAAUGAAGAUGAAAUGCCCAAUCGUAUUGGUCUGGUUCAUGCACGUGGUCUAAUUUCAUCGGCUCGUGUUACAUCGGUUGAAAUAACUGAAUAUAUAAAAGAUUUUGAAAAUAAAAUCCUAUCCACAUUAUUGAAACCGAUACCGGAGAUAACGGCCGAAGAAGCAAAAAAAUUGGGCUUGAAAAAUAUUGACGAUGCUGUUGAUGCAUUUAUCAAAGAAAAUACAAAAGAAUUGGGCGAAGGAAAAUGGCUAUGUCCAUUAUCAAAUAAAAAAUUUAUGGGACCAGAAUUUGUUCGUAAACAUAUACUAAAUAAACAUGGUGAACGUGUGGAACAGGUAAAAGCUGAAACAGUUUAUUUUAAUAAUUAUAUUAUGGAUCCAAAACGACCACAAUUACCCGAACAUCCAUUGAAUCGUCCACCUCAACUUAAUCAACAACAAUCAUCACAACAACAACAACAAACAGCAAGACAUGAACCAUUACUUAGUGGACCACAUGGUUUUGUUUAUAAUCAUCGUGGUGGUGCUGGUGGUGGUAAUCAUAUGCCAAACAUAAUUGGUGGUAAUGUUUAUCCUAGAUUUGGAAAUCCACAUCCACCACCAUAUUUAUUACAUGGACAAAUUAUGGAUUCAUAUAUGAGACCAAAUCUUAAAAGACGGGAACCAACAACCGCAUCACGUGACACUGUCGAUUAUGAUGACGUUGCCUUCGAAGAAUUGAUCUGAUUUGAACAGAAACAAAA
Dermatophagoides pteronyssinus (European house dust mite) is the source of this 2945-nucleotide messenger RNA. RefSeq names its product arsenic resistance protein 2 (gene Ars2). Gene Ontology annotation, cellular component: nuclear body. The record is from RefSeq and is a predicted model, not a curated record. Gene Ontology annotation, biological process: primary miRNA processing; mRNA processing. Lineage: Eukaryota; Metazoa; Arthropoda; Arachnida; Sarcoptiformes; Pyroglyphidae. Gene Ontology annotation, molecular function: nucleic acid binding.